AUGAACAUUCAAAGAUUCUCCAACUUAAUCUCAAUAAGGACAAGAGAGAUCUCCAAAAAGAUCCAAAAGGCACUUAAUGAGUUAAGCGAGAACUUACAACGUGAGUACCAACAAGCACAACACCAACGUCAACAACAAGGGUCCCCAUUUCCACGGCAACUGCAACGGCAGCCGGCUUAUGCACAUGUUCCGGUGCCCGUGAGAAACGGCGGGGCUGGGAACCCCUUUGUGCGUCAAUUCAGUACUUCUGCACGUACAUAUUCACACAACACCAGUUGGACAAGAGCAAACCCUUCGUCAUGGUUUCAAAAGUAUAAUUUAUUCUUGAGGAAAGUUGGCCGAUUGGGCACUAAAUCCAAGAUUUUAACAACCUUAAAUCAUGGGUUUUUGUACCACAACUUCUCCCAAACAUAUCAAAACCCAUUUAGGUUAAAAAUAUAUCACCAUAAUGUGAAACAAACAUAUAGAUUGUUGUUCAACAACUUACGUGAAAAGUACCAAGUGUAUAACAAGGCCACUUCACUAAAUAAAGGUGAAGUGUUGCAGAGGCUCAGUUUAAACUUGUCAUUGUCGGCUAAAAACCAUCAAUUGAUAACCACUUUGGCAAGAACUGAGUCCUCUGCAUCAAAACAAGAAAAAAUUAAAUCAAAUGUACAUUUUACAAGUUGUUUUAUUGCGUUCCCAUUGAAUUUCAAUUUAAAUGUUCCCAGUGAGACAUUUUUGUCAGAAGAAGUUGUUGACGAAAUGUUGUACAAUGUCAAACGAUUUGAGGUCAAGUUGCAAAAUUUCAAACAAGAUCUCGGCAAUUUGUUUGAGUUGGGAGAAUUGCCAAUGAAGUAUGUUGACAACCUGGUGAGAGUGUAUUUUCCCAAUUGCGACAAGGACAAAUUGGAAAAGUUGUGUCAAGAAAAGGGCAUCGUUGGAGGUAUUAUUGUUGAGGAAGAAGGGCAAACUGAUGUUGUCCCUGUUGCUAGCACAAUGGAAUCAGAGCCUUUUGACUUGUUGAGCUCUUCAAAUAGUUAUGACAGCUCAUACUCAAGUGACGUUUUAAGCUCCGAUCUUAGUGAAUUGGAUAACCAUUUGACCCAACGUGUCGUUAGACCUAUUGAAGAAGUUGUCGCACCUUUGCAGCAAGUCAUCAGCGUUAAUGAAGACUACCAUUGGGUCUAA
Messenger RNA from Lodderomyces parapsilosis, 1170 nucleotides. RefSeq lists its product as uncharacterized. The record is from RefSeq and is a predicted model, not a curated record. NCBI's taxonomy places the organism in Eukaryota, Fungi, Ascomycota, Pichiomycetes, Serinales, Debaryomycetaceae. Gene Ontology annotation, molecular function: proteasome binding. The transcript has a single exon. Bases 1 to 1170 code for a protein of 389 amino acids. Gene Ontology annotation, biological process: proteasome assembly.